AUGCGGCGGCUCAACUACAUGGAGCAACGACUAGUGGCCAUGGCACAAGUCUCGCAGUUUCUCAUCGACAUGCCCUCCGGUGGACCCCGGGGACAAUGGGGUCGAAUGUACAUCACACCACUGAAACGACCGCGCCUGUCCAGCGUCCUCGAGAAUUGCCGCCUGGACAGGCACGGCAAAGUUUACGUGCACUCCCCGAACGGAGAAGUAGAAAGCCACGCCAACGUCGGACACCUAUACCGAGCACUUGAAGAAUUACAUCGAGAUCACAGACUUUACAAGACACCAGAAGUAACUGCCGCCCUUCAACGACUCCAGCAGAAGUACCAGUACACACGCACCAGUCACAUGCGAAAGAAAAUAAGGCUAAGACGUCAGCAAUACAGCAGCGCCACCUGCGAGCCCACUCACGACACGCCGAAACAAACAACGUGCAACACCCACAUAUACCUUUCUUCCGACGAGAGUGAUACAAACGCCACGAGCAGCAAAGCACAAAGCAACACAUGCCCAGCCAACACGAAAGACAAAAACCACGAACGCACCGAAAACACUCUCGCAAAUAUCGAGUACAUCUUCCCGGAAGCACCCACAGCACCCUUCGCCGACACCUACGACUUGGGCGAACACAAGCUAAUGGCAAAUCUAAUGACUGAUGCCGACGUCAAGGUUUUCCCACACCUGUUCCCCACCGGCGAGUACGGCUACAACCCCGACAUGAAGUUUGCGGACUAUACACGCCAACGUCUGCUCGGCGCCGACCCACGCUUCGAGGACUGCCCGGACUACAUUUACUUUUUGCUGGAAACAUGGCUCAAGAAGCGAAUCAGCAGCAACACCAGCGUACGCAUAUCCCAGCAGAGGCAAAGCAGCGCCACGCAUCCGACGGAAGCACUUCGUAAGCAGGUCUACACAACCCUCCGGGACGUGCCCGGCACACAACCGUACGUCUUCGCCAAAAAGGGAGUGGCCCUCAGCAUGUUCGAACAGCUGGGCACGCCACAAUGGUUCCUCACACUCACGUGUCACGCCAAACAAGCACACAUCCUCGUCGCAUGCAUUUACGCAAAGCUGCUGCGAGAAGCAGCAACCUACACAGCCAACGACGCCUGCCAAACAGAUCUCGACGACGCGAACCCUGCGAAUAGCGAACCAAAAAAACAAGAAGUGGACACGUCAAAACGCGAAGCACCAAAGGAUACACCUAACACAAACAACGCAUCAGCAACAAAAAGAAAAAGCGAUAGUGACGACCCAGAAAAAAAGGCUUACACCGCCAACGAGCUGUGCAACAGCAUGCCGGCCGUCGUCGCCAGACAAUUCUACCAACACGUCAAGCGCUUCCUGCGAUGGCUCAGCCCUACGCCACAAGAUGCCGCAGAAGACAGCGACACCGAAACAGAAUCCGAUAACACGGAAAACGCAUCAACCCCAAGAUCCGAGAACAAGAGCACCGACGAAGACAACACCCCCAAAACCGAUCAAUACAGACACCAAAACAGCGCGCCGCAUGCACGUCACAAGUGGCCGCCCCCCUUCCACGUGCAUGACUACGUAGUACGAGUGGAAUGGCAAAAACGAGGCUAUCCCCACGUGCACAUGCUCCUCUGGACGCGAGAAAGAGUUCAACCCAGCCUUCUCCCCACACAGCUUUCAGCAGACGACGUGGAGCACCUGACGGACGACGAAGUUGCAGACAGGAUCCAGCCAUGCACCGUAGAAGACCUCACCGACAGGUUCAUCUGCACCACCAGCCCCGAACGCUGGGAAAACGUGCACCUGAAGCGCCAUCCCGAAAGAGCCGACUACAAAUGCCUCAGCAGCCUAGCCAGCCUCCAAACCCAUAACUGCAACCAAUACUGCCGAAGAUACGCCGGCAACCUCCAGUACUGCAGAUUCGGCUAUCCACACGCGCCAGAGCCGAGAGCGCGAAGACGAACCGCCAAAGAGCAGUGGAGCCGUCGAGUGAAAUCGAGCAUCGCCGUCCGACGGCAUCCGGGCACCAAGUUAGAGCCCCACCCGCUCAACGGCACCGGCACGCUCAUGGGCCAGUACAACAAAAACAUACUACUGGAAUGGCAAAGCAGCACGGACCUACAACCCAUAUGCGAACUGACCAUGGCCUCGCGCUAUAUCCUCGGUUACACCUUCAAGUCUGAAGAGGACAUCGUCGCCGCCAGGAGAGUGGAACGCCUUGUGGAACAACUCGUCGAAUCGAAUAGCCCCUUCCAUCAGACGACCUACAAAAUAGCACACGCAUCAACACAGGCACGAACGGCUUCCACCUUCGAAGCCUGUCACCUCCUGCUGGGCUUCCCGGUGGUGCUCUUCUCCCGCGACCACAUCUGGAUCCAAACGGGCCGACCGCAAACCUGGACGCUCUGGGUUCGGCCUCAGGACGUCAGACUCGCAAUAGCGAACCCCGAUGCGUACGCGAGCCAGCAUGCCAACGAACUCCCAGCCGCGCAAGAAAGAUACGCCAGCAUUCAAGAAUCCAUGCCCGACACCAUCACCGACAUCCCAGUGGAAACAGACGGCAUAGCCACAACCCGGCGACCCUGGAAAGAGAUCAGCUUCUUCGAUUACUGUGCCGGAUUUCAACGAGCACAACCCCGCGACGCCACUCCAGGUCCUCUACCAAGGAAAAGACCAGCCAUUGUGGGACACCGACAAUUCAGCCCCGACACAGACACCGAAGAUUAUUACUUCUCGAAGCUCCUACUUCACCAUGUCUGGAAGACACCAGGAGACUGGCUAAAACCCGAAGACGGAGGAAAGCACACCAGAGCAUUCGCGCGCAUCGUCUCAGACAGACAAACCUAUCCGCACUUCAUGAGCUCCAUCUGCUACCCAUGCUUAAACAAUACCAUCGGAGCGGCGCGAGAAAUUCAACGCGUCCAAGCAACCAUGUACCUCAAAGCAAGCAUCCGCUCAAGCCUGCGAGGCUGGACGCUAAGCAGGUUCGACCAAGACAAGUACAAAGAUUCAAUCCAAAUCAUGCAAUGUCUCCGCAAUCGAAACGGUCGAGACUUCGACUUCGAUGCACCAGACAACGUACCCUCGGGCGUAGCCAGCGAUGCCUUCGCCCCCGUGGAAGCCGGCGAGGAAUGCUUCGAACUCCUGCAGACGGAUGCCGGAAGCGAACAGAUCACAUACCAAAGGACUGUCAUGGACUACAUCAUAUCAUUUGUCUUGGAAGCCCCCAAAUCAGCACCCAAAAUCAACGAACACUUAAAACUCAUCGUGCACGGACCGGGUGGCAGCGGCAAGUCCGUCAUCCUAAGAGCAGUCGCGCACAAGCUGCGACAGGCAGGUGUGGGAGUAGUCAUCACCGCGCCAACCGGCGUGGCGGCCUUCAACAUCAACGGCGUCACCCUACACACUGCACUCUGCCUACCGGUCAUCAACAACAGUUACGGCAAGUCGACGGACAUCCCACCGCCACGAGGCAUUCAACUCGAGAGCAUGCGCACCCUCUGGAAACACGCCAAAGUACUCUUGUUGGACGAGUUCGGUUUCGUGUCGGAUGAAACCUUGCAAAGAGUCGAUCGACACCUGCGACUAGCCACCGGCAACGACACCACUCCCUUCGGCGGCAUUCACCUCGUCAUGUUCGGAGACCUCUACCAACUCCCGCCACCGCACGGCAAGCCCAUAUUCGCAUGCGAGCGACACUGGAGCCAGUUUCGACUGCUCGAGCUGCAGGGUAAUCAGAGAGCCGCACAAGAUCCCGAGUGGGCAGCGCUGCUGGCCAGGCUGCGCGUCGGACACUGGACGGAGCAAGACGUCCGCGUCCUCCAGAGCAGGGUCAGCCGCCGCAGGAACGGCAUCCAACCCGCUCGCAACGCGAUGCACCUACACGCCACGCGAGAAGCCGUUGCCGUCACCAACGCACGCAUUUUUCAGCACCACAUCAACGAACAACACAUUCCCCGAUACGAAUGCCCCUGCAUCGACACAUAUGCAAAAACGGGCGAGAUAGCCGACCCGAGCGACAGCUACAUCGACCCAGAAGACACGGGUGGACUAGAAGCCCUACUCACCGUGGCUGUAGGCAGCCGAGUGAUGUACAAGCAAAACUGGGACGUCAGGGACGGACUGGUAAACGGCGCCUGCGGAGAGGUGCAAUCCGUCGAGCUGCUCGACGACCAGGUCACAACCAUCUGGGUCAGAUUCGACAAGGCUGGAAAGAGAUGGUGCGAGCUGCACCAAACACCAGCCGUAGCCGUCGAACGACGCAGUGCGAACUAUUGGGGCAAGAAUGCACAGUGGAUCCAGAGACGACAAUUUCCGAUCGUUCUCGCACACGCCAGCACCAUCCACAAAGCCCAGGCAGUCACGUUGCCCGAAGGCAUCUUCGCGGCACCAAAAAGCAAGCAGAUCCAGCCGCCCGUUCCACGCCAGACCAGACGAAUGAGCACAAGAUCAGUGGCUACACCAGACCCGACAAUCCAAGGAGCAUUUUUUCAACAACAAGAACGAGCGCUGUGCGGCUUACACGCGCUCAACAAUGCUAUCGGAGACGACAUUUUCGGAGAAGAUGACCUCGUCUACGCGGCCAACCAGUUCCUUCUCGAAAACCCCGAACUUGAAGACAGCGUCGAGGACCACAUGAGCGGCAAUGGCUGGUUCUCCUCCGAANNGUCCUCAGCACGGCACUCUUGA
This is a messenger RNA of Symbiodinium sp. CCMP2456, 4665 nucleotides long. Lineage: Eukaryota; Dinophyceae; Suessiales; Symbiodiniaceae. The record is from the annotation of a GenBank genome assembly.